This is a messenger RNA of Galleria mellonella (greater wax moth), 2714 nucleotides long. RefSeq names its product mitochondrial dicarboxylate carrier (gene Dic1). The record is from RefSeq and is a predicted model, not a curated record. Gene Ontology annotation, biological process: oxaloacetate transport; phosphate ion transmembrane transport; malate transmembrane transport. Gene Ontology annotation, molecular function: malate transmembrane transporter activity; thiosulfate transmembrane transporter activity; sulfate transmembrane transporter activity. The coding region runs from base 185 to 1060 and encodes 291 amino acids. NCBI's taxonomy places the organism in Eukaryota, Metazoa, Arthropoda, Insecta, Lepidoptera, Pyralidae. The transcript is spliced from 6 exons.
CGAUCGCGCCAGCCAGCAGUGUGUGUUGACGUUAACGAGCGUCUGUCUAAAAUAAAUAUAAAACAUUACUUUCAAUUUGGAACUUAUUAAAUAAUUUAAGUAGAUUUAUUUAGAGACAUUUGAAGUUUUAAAAAUUGUUGCUGUAAUAUUGACAUAUACAUUUAGAAACAGAAGUCACUGUAUAAUGUCGAAACCAAAAGAAGUAAGGAUAUCCGAGUGGUAUUUUGGUGGGCUAGCUUCAGCUGGAGCCGCAUGUAUAACUCAUCCGUUAGAUUUACUCAAAGUUCAAAUGCAAACACAGAAAGGCAAAAAUAUUUCAAUGUUUAAACUGACUGGUGUUGUUAUAAAAAAUCAAGGUAUAUUGGGACUAUAUAAUGGUAUAUCAGCAUCUUUAUUACGACAACUCACGUAUUCAACUGCCAGAUUUGGUAUUUAUGAAAUGGCUAAACAACACUUUGCACCGAAAGAUGGAAGUGCUAUACCAUUUUAUAUGUCUGCAUUCUUAGCAGGCUUAGGUGGUUUUGCUGGAGGAUUUGUAGGAAACCCAGCAGAUUUAGUCAAUGUGCGAAUGCAAAAUGAUGUUAAAUUGCCACCUGAACAUAGAAGGAACUACAAAAAUGCUCUACAUGGUCUCUGGCGAGUGGCGGCCAGUGAAGGUGUGUUUCGCCUCUGGGCUGGCGCCACAAUGACUUGCAGUCGAGCUGUUCUUAUGACUAUUGGUCAACUCUCCUUCUAUGAUCAGAUCAAAGCUAUACUUCUCACCACACCUUAUUUUGAAGAUAAUGUAGUUACACAUGUUUCCUCAAGUUUACUAGCCGGUGCUAUAGCAACGACACUAACACAACCUGUAGAUGUUUUGAAAACGAGAGCAAUGAAUGCAAAGCCUGGUGAAGUGAAGAGUAUGUUGAAGCUUAUCAAAAGUACAGCCAAAGAGAGCCCUUUGGCAUUUUUUAAAGGCUACAUUCCAGCCUUCGCAAGGCUUGCCCCUCAUACCAUACUCACUUUUGUCUUCUUAGAACAACUAAGAAUAAAUUUUGGAAAAGUGAAAAAGGAACAGUAACUAUUUUAAUCUCUACAUUAAUGUAUCUUCAUUAGAUUAUUAUUUUAGUUGCAUUUAGAUACACAUUCGAAUUUUAAGCAAUGCAGUACUACUGCUUUGCUCAUAUAAGAUUGAGAGUGUUCCUGGUCAUAUCAUUCAUUUACUAUUGCUGCAGUAUUUAUAAAAAUAGAUAAUAUUUAAAAAAUUUAAAAAUACUUUUUAUUUUAGAUGAAAUUUUAUUUUAUAUUGCAUAUACAAGUUUAUAUUACAAUGAAAAUAGGACAAUAGUUCCUUAAGUUCCUGAGUCACUAAUUCAUUUAAAGCCUAUUAAGAAUAUUAAUAUAAGAUUAUUAUGAUAAUAAUAAUUAUUUUUGUUAUGACGUUAUAAAACUUUUAUACAUUUUUUUACUAUUAUAUCAUACAUAAAAGAUAAGAGAAAAUCUCUAGAAGACUGUAUAUAAUAAAAGCAGUAUUUCCAAAAUGUACACAUAAAAUUGUAUAAAUCAAGUUUAUAAAAAGACCACAACAUUCCAAAUUUUUUUAUACAAUAAAAAAAUUAUUCUACAUAAAAAAGUUAUAAAUAUAACUAUAACCAUAUACCUACAUAUUUUAUUAUUAUCCAUAGCCGUAUGCCACGAUUGGCAAACACGCGAGUUAGUAUAUUGGGUUAUGGUGAAAGAUAUGCGACAACCACAGCUAGUCAUGGUUGAUUUAUCGCUACUCUUCGGUUUCGGUUCAUAAAAAUCUAAUUAUUUACACUUCACAUGCUUAGUUCAAAACAUUAAAAAUUUUUAUAUUACAUUUUUUUUUUCUAUACCUAUGUAGUAUUUACAUAUUGUGUUCCUCUUUUCCUUUAAAGUUGAGAUAGAUUUGUUUAAAAUAUUAAAAUUAACCGUCUCAUUUUUGAAAAUAUUUAUAAAUUAGUUUAACAUAAUAAUUAUAGAAAUUUUAUUUACUUAAUAAUUAUUUUACUAUUAUAUUAAUAUCACAAUAAUGGCUAUAAUAAUAUUGUGAAACAAAUACUGAAAUGGCUGUGAAUCAUUUCUAAUGAACUUCCAAAAUGGUGCCACCAUUUUAUUAACAGUUUUUAUAGAGAGAAUAAUUUGUGGUAUGAUUACUAUUAUAAUUUAUGAACGCUAUUAUAAUUUUUCUAUAAAUUGACAACAAAUAUUUAUUUUAUUGUUAAAUAUUCAAUGUACUAAGUAUGAGUAAAGAGAAAGUUUGAGAUGUCACAAGUGAUAAUCCUUACAUGCAUGGCAUGUAACGCGAUUUGUUGAUUUUAUAAUUGAUAUUUAUGAGCAUUCCUAGAUUUAAAAAAGUGUGCUGGUUUUAUUUUAUUAUUGACAUGUAAGAAAAAAAUAAGACUAUACGUUCCAUCCUUCCAAUUCCAAUAUUUCCAUCUUAAUAUUUAUUUAAUAUUCUUUCCUCUUUGGGCUGGUACCCAUCUCCAUUCGAGGCAUCCUUAGCUUUAUUUAUAUCUGAAAUUGUGAAUCUUUCAUAUAAAUAGAAAGUAUAUUACUGUAAUAAAUAAUAUACAAAUAUAUUUUAAUAUUUAUGUAUAAAUGGUUACGGUUAAUAUAACAGUCAAACUGUUUUAUUGUAUUGUCGGGUAAGAAAUAUAAAAAUUCCAUAUUUUGUUAAUAUUGACGUUGUGUAAUAAAUGGUUGUUAUUUAU